Molecule: messenger RNA, 1059 nt
Organism: Canariomyces notabilis
Lineage: Eukaryota; Fungi; Ascomycota; Sordariomycetes; Sordariales; Chaetomiaceae
Product: Thioesterase/thiol ester dehydrase-isomerase
Exons: 3
Coding region: 1-1059 (352 amino acids)
Biological process (GO): acyl-CoA metabolic process; fatty acid catabolic process
Cellular component (GO): peroxisomal matrix
Molecular function (GO): fatty acyl-CoA hydrolase activity
Source: RefSeq, a predicted model, not a curated record
AUGACCGACCGCCCAACGCUCCUUCGGCCGCCUCCUGCCGACCCCAACAAGUCGCCCAUUGAAAAUGUCUUGGAGGUGACCGAGUUGGCCGUCCUAGGACCCAACAUUUUCACCAACACGCGCCGGCCAUGGCACCCCCCUGGAGCACGGGGCAUCUACGGGGGCACCGUCAUCGCCAUGUGCAUCGCCGCGGCGCAGCGCACCUUGCCCGACGAUUUCCUCGUCCACAGCUGCCACUGCUACUUCUUGUUGGCCGGCUCGUCCGAGCUGCCCAUCCUCUUCCAUGUCGAGCAGGUGCGCGACGGCCGCUCGUUUGCCACGCGCACCGUCCAGGCGCGCCAGCGCGGUCGCUGCAUCUUCACCAUGACUGCCUCCUUCGUGCGCGAGGCCUCGGGCGGCGAGCCCGGGAGCCAGGUCACCCACUCCUCACCGAUGCCGCUCGGCGAGGAUGGCUUGCCGAUGCGGCCCCCGCCCGACGACUAUUCUGAAGAGUCCGAGAUCCUCCGUCAGGGCCCGUUCCAGGGCACCAAAAUCGAGGUCGUAGGCCGCGACGGCGCCGAGCCGGGCACCAAAAAGACCCGGCAGUGGAUCCGCGCCCGCGGCAAGAUAUCGGGCGGGUUGCCGGCCCAUAUAGAAGCGCUCGCCUACGUGUCGGACAGCUACUUCAUCGGAACCAUCACACGCAUCCACAAGCUGUGGCGCUACCCGUUCAAGGCCGAGGAUUAUGAGAAGCUGCCUGAAGAUAUGCAGGCCAGGGUCAAGACGCUGCACCGCUAUGAAGGCAUGGGCGACGACCCGCGCGAGAUGGUGGGCCGCCCGGCCAUUGGCAUGAUGGUCAGUCUUGACCACACAAUCUACUUUCACGAGCCGAAAAAGGUGCGGGCAGAUGAGUGGAUGCUCAGCGAGAUGGAGAGUCCCUGGGCAGGCGAUGGGAGGGGUGUCGUGAUGCAAAAAAUCUUCAGCAAGGACGGGACUCUCUUGGCCACGUGCGUGCAGGAGGGCCUCGUCCGGUUGCAACAGCAGCCCCCGCCCAAGGAGCGCAAGGACUCCAAGCUGUAG